GCACGAACCAUUUUCUCCCUCUCUCAUACACAUACUGACAUACAGACUAUCUCUCUCACACACACUCACACACACACACUGAGCAAUGGAUCCCAAUACCAAGGUGAAGAAAGGAGCCGGAGGAAGGAAGGGCGGCGGACCGAAGAAGAAGCCGGUUGCCCGGUCCGUCAAGGCCGGCCUCCAGUUCCCGGUCGGCCGAAUUGGCCGGUACCUGAAGAAGGGACGCUACGCUCAGCGCGUCGGCACUGGCGCUCCAGUUUACAUGGCCGCCGUUCUGGAGUACCUCGCGGCUGAGGUGCUGGAAUUGGCCGGAAAUGCGGCGAGGGACAACAAGAAAAGCAGGAUAAUCCCGAGGCAUUUGUUGCUUGCUGUGAGGAACGACGAGGAGCUCGGCAAGCUUCUGGCCGGAGUCACCAUAGCCAACGGCGGAGUUAUCCCCAACAUCAACCCCGUUCUUCUGCCAAAGAAAGCGGAGAAGGCUACAGAAGCUGCAAAAUCGCCCAAGAAGGCAGCCAAGUCGCCCAAGAAGGCUUGAGGAACAAUUUUAGUGGGUUUUAUGCUUGCUUUUUUUAAGGUUUUAAGUGUUUGUACGUAGUUUGGAUUUUAUAUUAUGUGGGUGAAGGUGGGAUUUGAAAUGGAAAUGUGAUUUUGAGAUUCAAUGAAAAUAUUUAGGUUUUGUGGAAUUGUUUUGAUUUUCAUGUGAACUUGGAUAGCUAUGAACAAAAUUG
Messenger RNA from Striga asiatica, 728 nucleotides. The record is from the annotation of a GenBank genome assembly. NCBI's taxonomy places the organism in Eukaryota, Viridiplantae, Streptophyta, Magnoliopsida, Lamiales, Orobanchaceae.